AUGUCUUCAACCACCACCGCGUCCUCGGCAGUUUCUCCGACGGGUGCAGCAGCAGCGUUGUUUUCCGGCGGAGCUUUCAAUACACCUACGCUAGGUGGAGGACUUGGAUCCGCCCUUAGCAACGCCAGUUCCAGCGGCCUUGGUGCGGCUGGUGGCUCUAGCUCCGGUGGAAGUAUGUACGACAAGAAGGCCUUGUCCUCCUGCCGAUAUCAGCAAGAAAAGUCCGCCACAACACCCCAGAUAAGCUCUUCCUCGAUCGCCGACUAUUACUCAGAUAGUGGAUCGGGCGUGGGAGGAAGCACGGCCGCUGCUGUUGCGGCAGCUGCAGCAGCUGCCGCUGCAGCCGGCCGCAUGUUAGGCCACGGAUCGUCCAUAGUACCCCCCUCCGUAUAUUCGUCAUUCCAAGAGUCGGCGCUGGUGGCGGCUGCCGCCGCGGCACAGCACCAACAUCACACGCACCAUGCGCAUCAUCACCACCACCAGCAAGCGCAACCACAGCAGAACCAUCUGCCGUCGCAGCAGGUAGCAAUUAACAACAGCCUAUUUUCGCCACAUUUCGCAACGGGGUCACCGUACCACCACCCGUCGAUGCAGGUUGGUGCGAGUGGUGCGGGCGGCAGUGGCAGCAGUAUCAGUGCGUACGAAACGAGCACAGCUGCCCGAUCGUGCGCGCUACCUUCGCCUACCAUUUACCCACCGACCCCACCACCAUCGGCCCCCUGGAUCCAUCCUUGGUAUGGAGGAGAUACGUUUUAG
Molecule: messenger RNA, 756 nt
Organism: Anopheles marshallii
Lineage: Eukaryota; Metazoa; Arthropoda; Insecta; Diptera; Culicidae
Product: transcription factor Maf-like
Exons: 1
Coding region: 1-756 (251 amino acids)
Source: RefSeq, a predicted model, not a curated record